UGAGUCUUUAGCAAACUUCCUGCUUGAGUCAAUCCUGCUUACUAGCGUGUCCCCCGUCUCCUCUUCCUCCUCCCUCCCCCCCUGACCGUCGCCGCCGCCUUCGUUCUGACUUAAGAAGUCCCCACCGCUGCUACACAAGAGGCGAACCGCGUUUUAAAGAAAAAAAAUGUUCAUAGUUCGUCUCUUCCGCGUCGGAGAGGCGAGGUGAAAAGUGAAUUUGACGAAGACGAAGCGAGCGAGAAGGACGUGUUUGCGGCGGUUGUGGGAGGUGGGGGGAAAUGUUGGCGCCGCGUAGCCGCCGCAGCGUCUUGGACUUGGGCGAACAGACUGGCUGUAGUCGCUGAACGGCUCCCGGAGAUGGACGCCUCCUUCCAUUUGACUACACCCUUUUGAAGCACUUUGAGACGAAACUCCCAACGAGGUCUAAAAUGACAACCGGCCAGAUGUUCCUUUUGAUUUUGAUGGUUUUGGUUCCUCCCUGCGCUAGCUUGGAAGCCCAGGGCGACGCGAGGCGCUCUGAGUGCCUGUGCGACGGGUCGUCGUGCAGUGGCGGCGACCGGUGUUUGGGCCUGCAGUGCUUCACCUCCCUCUCCUUACUCAACGGGGCCUGGGAGCUUCAGAAGGGAUGCAUUGUGGGUAAUCCGGAAGGAAAGUGCGGUAUGCCGCCAACUCCCGAGCUGGUGAUGGAGUGCUGCUUGGGAGAUCUGUGCAACAUGAAUGUGUCUCUACAGCGGCACGUGAAAGAUGUGGAAGCGUCUGCCGGCAGACCGGUCCUCAGAGAGCAGGAGUGCGUGUGCGAGGGCGCCGCCGCCUGCCAGCCCCGUCGGCGCUGCGCCGGCCAACAUUGUUUUUCCUCCCUCAAGGUGACCGACGGCGCGGCCGUCCAACAGAAGGGCUGCCUGAGGGACGACGACGUGGGCCGAGCCACCUGCGCCACGCCGCCCUCGCCGGCCCACGUUGUCAAGUGCUGCCAGGGCCAUCUGUGUAACAUGAACGUCACCGUGCAAGCUCCGGGGAAAGAGGAAGUGAAGCCCCUUGUCAAAGAGAAGCACGAGUGCGUGUGUGAGGGCAGCUCAUGCGCCACGGGGAAUCGCUGCAUGGGAAGCCAGUGUUUCUCCUCCCUGACCGUCAGCGGCGGCUCUCUGAUGUACCAGAAAGGUUGCUUUAACGUCUACGAGCAGAGUACCAUGACCUGCAAGACUCCACCUUCCAGAGACCAGAUUGUGGAAUGCUGCUUCGGGCACCUGUGCAACCUGAACAGCACCGUGCAGCUUCCCGUUAAAGCCGAUGAGCUCUCCGCCUACAGCGUGACCAUGCUGGCUGUCGUCAUCGCGGCGCCCAUCCUUGUCCUGGUGGUCCUCUCGGCCAUCGCCAUCUUGGUGUUUCGACGCAUCCACCGCAACCAGAUGGAGAGACUGACCUCCCGGGAUGCCGAAUACGGGACCAUCGACGGUCUCAUUGCCUCCAACGUAGGGGAGAGCACGCUGGCGGAUCUUCUGGAUCACUCCUGCACUUCAGGAAGCGGCUCUGGCCUGCCCUUCCUGGUUCAGAGGACGGUGGCUCGACAAAUCACUCUCAACGAGUGUGUGGGUAAGGGCCGUUACGGCGAAGUGUGGCGAGGCCAGUGGCAAGGAGAGAGUGUGGCUGUGAAGAUCUUCUCGUCCCGAGACGAGAAGUCCUGGUUCCGAGAAACGGAGAUCUAUAACACUGUGCUGCUGAGACACGAGAACAUCCUGGGCUUCAUCGCCUCAGACAUGACAUCCAGGAACUCCAGCACGCAGCUGUGGCUCAUCACCCACUACCACGAGAUGGGCUCGCUGUACGACUACCUUCAGCUGAGUACCUUGGACGCGUGCAGCUGCCUCCGCAUGGCGCUCUCCAUCGCCAGCGGCCUGGCGCAUCUGCACGUGGAGAUCUUCGGCACCCAGGGCAAGCCGGCCAUCGCCCACCGGGACCUCAAGAGCAAAAACAUCCUGGUUAAAAAGAACGGCCAGUGUUGCAUCGCCGACCUUGGUCUGGCCGUCAUGCAUUUCCAAGACACCAACGAGCUGGACGUGGGCAACAACCCCAAAGUCGGAACCAAGCGCUACAUGGCCCCCGAGGUGCUGGACGACUCCAUCCAGAUGGACUGCUUUGAGUCCUACAAGAGGGUGGACAUCUGGGCCCUGGGCCUCGUUUUGUGGGAGGUUGCCCGGCGGACCGUCAGCAACGGCAUCGUAGAGGACUACAAGCCCCCUUUCCACGACGUGGUUCCCAGCGAUCCCAGUUUUGAGGAUAUGAAAAAGGUGGUCUGCGUGGACCAGCAGAGGCCCAACAUACCCAACAGAUGGUUCUCGGACCCGACUUUAAUCUCCAUGGCAAAGCUGAUGAAGGAGUGCUGGUAUCAGAACCCGUCGGCCCGCCUGACGGCGCUGCGCAUUAAAAAGACUCUGACAAAGAUCAACAGCUCCGUGGACAAAAUGAAAACAGACAUUUGAGCGUGCCCGGCGCCCAAUCGGAGGCGCUGCUGUACUUCCCGGACGAACGCGCCCUUUCAGAUGGGCCGCGUGCCCUUAUAGCGGCACGGACCCGUAUUUAUUCUAAAAUACUUGGCGGGACACAUUUUGGCAUCCAAAGAUGGCUGACCGGGGCUCUUGGGGAAUAGGAUGUUAAAUAUGAAGCAGUCACAAUGUGGGAGCUGGGUUUCGGCCAUUACCAGGGAGUUGUUGCUUUGGUUUUAUUUUUUGAUCCUCAGUUUGGAGAACAGGUUCGCAUUGAGUGACAAAGUGUUUUUUUUCUUUUUUUUUUUUCUUGGCUUUGUUUGUUAGCCUUGUUGCAAAAAAAAAAAAAAAUGCUCAUCACUCUUCCAACGUCAGCAGUCCUUUAAACAGUUGUACAGUUCUCAAGCUUAGCGUAUGACCGUGCCGAAUGAUGUACGUGCUCUCGACGUGAUCUUCCUUUUAUUUGUGUUUGAGUUCUGCACAAAAAACAAAAACACGAAAGGAACACGUUAAAAAUAUCUGCAAGGUGAUGCUAAGAUCAGCCCUCUUCUCCGCUCUUAAUGGAGGCCUGGACUGGAAGUUUGCCUUUAUACCGUCUUAACAUGUGCAUUGUCAAGAUCACGAAGUCAAACUUCAACCUUUUUUUUUUUUUUAACUUUUAUUUUGUUAACAUUUUAUAUCAGCUAGUGGUUUCUAUUAAUUAAAUAGAAAACAAGUAUA
This is a messenger RNA of Hippocampus comes (tiger tail seahorse), 3200 nucleotides long. Its product is annotated as activin receptor type-1. The transcript is spliced from 12 exons. The record is from RefSeq and is a predicted model, not a curated record. Gene Ontology annotation, molecular function: ATP binding; transmembrane receptor protein serine/threonine kinase activity. The coding region runs from base 429 to 2477 and encodes 682 amino acids. Gene Ontology annotation, cellular component: BMP receptor complex; plasma membrane. Lineage: Eukaryota; Metazoa; Chordata; Actinopteri; Syngnathiformes; Syngnathidae. Gene Ontology annotation, biological process: heart development; protein phosphorylation; transforming growth factor beta receptor signaling pathway.